GGAUGGAUGUGCGCCAGUGCGAGUGCGAGUGUGCGAGUCGGGGUGUGCGAGUGGGAGUGCAAGCCCGUACUUGAUGUAUUCGGGGGGUGAGAGCAAUGAGCGAAAAGAAAGGAAAAGAGGCACGAAGUACGUGGAUGGAGCGGCGGUUCAUCAGGUAGCAUGCAAGAGACCUCUGCUGUACUCCAAAUUUUCACUCUGGAAGCAACUCCAUUGCUCUGGUUGGCAGAAGAAAUUCAAUUCCAGCAGAGGCUCUGCUCGAAUUUACCUGGCAGGCAACGUAUCCUUCCCGGAACUACAUUCACUCUCCCUCUCCACUGGGAGGAGGUGAUGGUCACCACCAAUCUUGCACGUUCAACGGGAAGGAAUGGGCCCGGUUAAUAAGGAGGCGUUGAGGUGCUCAGCUCUGUGUUGAUGGUCAAGGCCCACCAAUCUAUCUUGCAGACGUGUAUCGAUAGGAUUGUGCCCUGAAGUUAGUUUCAAGUGUCUGCGAAGCGUUUUGCAAGUUGCGUCUAGGAUCCAUGGAUGACGAAGUGACAUACAGGUGAGAACUGGGCAGUGCGGGCCAGAACUCUUGCACACAUAAACACUGUCCUCCCCCGACAACACCCACUCUUGCCUCACAGGGACACAUGCACUGGCACACACAGACACAAACCCUCACACAGAUGCUCAUUCUUGCGCACAGAUACUUGUGCCUUCAAAGAGGCAAAUGUGCCUAUCUAGCGCACACACAUAUACACACACAUACACACACUGACACACAGAGGGACAGUAAAUGGGGAGCUGCAAUAACAAAUAAAAGGGUUACCCCGAA
Chara braunii is the source of this 814-nucleotide messenger RNA. NCBI's taxonomy places the organism in Eukaryota, Viridiplantae, Streptophyta, Charophyceae, Charales, Characeae. The record is from the annotation of a GenBank genome assembly.